Volvox carteri f. nagariensis is the source of this 543-nucleotide messenger RNA. RefSeq lists its product as uncharacterized. Lineage: Eukaryota; Viridiplantae; Chlorophyta; Chlorophyceae; Chlamydomonadales; Volvocaceae. The transcript is spliced from 2 exons. The coding region runs from base 1 to 543 and encodes 180 amino acids. The record is from RefSeq and is a predicted model, not a curated record.
AUGGACGCCGCAGAAAACUUGGAGCAGGUUUUUUCUGUGCAUAUGGCCGCUCCUGCGUUCUGUGCAUAUGGCCGCUCCUUGGACGCCAUUGACCAACUGCGGAUAGGCCUAGUGGAUGUUGGACUUGGCUUCUUUUCAGCAGCGUUUGGAUUUGUUGCCGGUAAGUACUUGGCAUACCGUGCCAAGUGCCUCUUCAGUGUGUGGACAUUGUGCAAGCCGUACUUGCUGCUCAUGUAUGUUCUUCGCCAGAGCGCCCGGCUGCAAGAGCAGAAUACAGAGGCUGUGCUGGAAAGGGCGCUCCUCGACUACAAGUCUCAGAACCCUAACGCGAGUGAUGAGGAUGCCAUCCAUCACAUUCUCAAGCACAAGCUGCCGGCAACAUUGCCCAACACGCCUGCAUGGCACCGCAGCAACCUCCAAGAUUUGUUGUGCAUGGUGGACCGCUUUGGCAUGCCGUCGUUCUUCCUCACGCUUACAACCGAUGAAGUGUCUGCCACACGCUGGCCCGAAGUGCAGUCGCUGGAGCAAAAGCUGCAGGAGUAA